Molecule: messenger RNA, 4608 nt
Organism: Mus caroli (Ryukyu mouse)
Lineage: Eukaryota; Metazoa; Chordata; Mammalia; Rodentia; Muridae
Gene: Trim45
Product: tripartite motif containing 45
Cellular component (GO): nucleoplasm
Molecular function (GO): protein binding; zinc ion binding; ubiquitin protein ligase activity
Source: RefSeq, a predicted model, not a curated record
ACUCUGGGAGAGCCCGAGGACCCACUACCUCAUCGCCCGGAGGGGAGGGCGCGCUUGUGGCGUGGUGGGGGCGGGUGGGAGGGUGACCUUGGAGGACAAGAAAUGCUGAGGUCAGGGUGGUGGUGAUAGAAUUAGCUGGGGACUAGCUCUAGAAGCGCUUGCAAGGAGGACGAGCUGGGUGAUCCAGGAGGGUGUGGCCGUGUCUGGUGUGGGAUGCAGUGGAAAGGAAGGGCCAAACCGCAAAUCCGGAGUAGAUCUGUGGAUGGUUCCUCAGAGGCGUUCUCUUUCUGGUUGUCCUUUUACUUGGCAACACGAGAGUCCUCAUGGUCUGUGUUCAAGUUCUUGGAACUCUGUCUUUGGGUGAAUCUAACCUGCAUUAGAGGACUGCGCAGGGCCUUUUGUGAUACUGGGUACAUACGUGGGGAAGAUGUCAGAAAACAGGAAGCCGCUUCUGGGUUUCGUGCAUAAACUCCAAGAUGCGAACGCAUCUGGAAGCUCAGGCAAGACUCACUGUCCUACAUGUCUGAGGCUUUUCAAAGUCCCCAGGCUCUUGCCUUGCUUGCACACGGUGUGCACCACGUGUCUGGAAAAGCUGGAUCCAUUCUCAGUAGUGGACACCCGUGGGGGUGACUCAGAUACAAGCUCUGAGGGGUCUGUAUUCCAGGACCCCGAGUUAUGUAGCCUGCAGCCACAGAUCGGCAUCCUCUGUCCGGUAUGUGAUGCUCAAGUGGACCUGCCCUUGGGUGGAGUGAAGGCUUUAACGGUAGACCACCUGGCCAUGAAUGAUGUGCUGCUGGAGAACCUGCGUGGGGAAGGCCAGGGCCUGGUGUGUGACCUGUGCAGCGACAGAGAAGUAGAGAAGAGGUGUCAGACCUGCAAAGCCAAUCUCUGCCACUUCUGCUGCCAGGCUCAUAGGCGACAGAAGAAGACGACGUAUCACACCAUGGUGGACCUGAAAGACCUGAAAGGCUACAGCCAGGUUGGAAAGCCCAUCCUAUGUCCUUCUCACCCUGCAGAGGAGCUGAGGCUGUUCUGUGAACUCUGUGACCGGCCGGUGUGUCGGGACUGUGUAGUCGGCGAGCACCGAGAGCACCCCUAUGACUUCACCAGCAAUGUCAUCCACAAGCAUGGAGAUUCUGUGCGGGAGCUGCUUCGAGACACCCAGCCCCAUGUGGAAGCCCUGGAAGAUGCCCUGGCACAGAUCAAAAGUGUGAACAACGCCCUCCAAGAUCGAGUGGAGGCAGUGGCAGCUGACGUCCGGACAUUCUCUGAGGGCUACAUCAAAGCCAUCGAGGAACACCGGGACAAGCUACUGCAGCAGCUGGAUGACAUACGGGUCCAGAGGGAAACCGCUUUACAGCUGCAGAAAGCGCAGCUGGAACAGCUGCUGGCAGAUAUGCGGACUGGAGUGGAGUUCACCGAGCAUCUGCUGACCAGCGGCUCAGACUUAGAGAUUCUCAUCACCAAGGGAGUGGUUGUAGAGCGGCUCAGGAAGCUGAAUAAAGUUGAAUACAGUGCCCGCCCAGGAGUGAACCAUAAGAUCUGCUUCUCCCCCCAGGAGAAGGCAGGCCAGUGCCAAGGCUAUGAAGUGUAUGGGGCCAUUAACACGCAGGAAGUUGAUCCAGCUCAGUGUGUCCUUCAGGGAGAAGAUCUCCACAGAGCUCGAGAGAAACAGACAGCCUCUUUUACCUUGUUCUGCAAGGAUGCUUCGGGACAGAGCAUGGGCAGGGGAGGAGAUAAUGUCCAUGUGGAAGUUGUCCCCAAAGAUAAGAAGGACAGUCCGAUCAGAACAGUGGUCCAGGACAACAAGGAUGGGUCGUACCGCGUUUCCUACACCCCCAAGGAGCCUGGCAUCUACACCGUGUGGGUCUGCAUCAGAGAGCAGCACGUGCAGGGCUCACCAUUCAACGUGACGGUGAGGAGGAAGCAUCGGCCACAUCCGGGUGUGUUUCAUUGCUGCACCUUCUGCUCCAGCGGAGGCCAGAAAGCUGCCCGCUGUGCCUGCGGAGGCACCAUGCCAGGUGGAUACCUUGGCUGUGGCCACGGACACAAAGGCCACCCGGGCCGUCCACACUGGUCUUGCUGUGGGAAGUUCAUUGAGAAGUCCGAGUGCUCGUUCACAAGUGGGCAGGGCGCCCCGAGGAGUCUGCUUAGGACCGUGGCGCUCUGAUGCUUCCUGGGGACAAGUCGGGCCAGGUAACCCUGAAGCUAGCAUAACUUCAGAUAUGCAGAGAAUCCAGAGCUUGAGUAGUUCCAAAGAGACUGACAGAAUUAAAGACAAAGUGCUUUCUCUAACAUCAGACUUCAAGUGCUUUCUGUGUGAGCAUCUCACGUGUACCAUGGCGGAGUGCAGGCCUCCCCUAUACCGCUCCUCAAGGCAGGCUGCUGAUCUACUCCACGGAAAGCUCUCCUGUUUUAUACAGGCAUCGAGGUGUCUGUGCCAUGGGACCAUGAGCUCCUGGAGCAGGGAGGACUUUAUGCCUUCCUUUCCACUGUGUUACAGCCUCUCCGGUUUACCCCUGAGCUAGAGUUUAAGGGCUUCUCCUGGAGGAUGAAACCCUCUGACCCAUCAUUUGUUUGUUGUAUACUUUCAGUGGUUUCCUAGUACACGGUUUAUGAUGAUUAUCACGGUUUUGUCGUCUAGAUGAGCGCCUGAGUGAUGCUCAUGUGUAGGCACACAAGUAGACAGUAAGGAGGAAUGGUGUGGCGAGCGCUCAGCCAUCUGCUGCAGUUCUCUACAUCAGAUGACAGUGAGUCCUCCAUCCACACAGCUCUCACUUAAUGGAGGGUUUGCGCUGCCCUCUCUACCCUGCAACAGCUGAAAGCACUGACUCUGCAGGGCACCCCCUAGCGGCUACAGGAUUCUGGGAGGAAGACUUAGCACUCCCUCAGCCCAGCCAAGGUCUUCCCAGUAGAGAUUUUGUGUUUUCUGGGAUUCUUGGUUUCUGACACAGCAGUAAACUCACAACAUAUGAAACUGAAUUACUGAAGUUUGCAUUAUAGGAUCUCAUAGGGAGUGGUGGCUCAUUGGAGGGGCGAUUGGGUGAAGGAAAGGAAGCGAAACACUUAGACGACCCCGCUGUCAGGUUACACUUCCUUUUCUUAGCCUUUAAGAUAAGAUACAUUAAGAUAAUUAAGACAUUAAGACACUUUCUUCCUUUUCUGCGAACAGUCCCCCUGAGCCCCUUUCUGGAAGCAAAAUCUGAUGUUCCCAGAAGACAACACUGCCCGCCCCCCUCGCCCCCCGCUGGUUGUUGUUUGCUCCUCACUCUGUCUGUCCACCCCCACACUCCCAGCCCCACCCCGAGCCAGGUCGGGUGCCUCCUGAGCUUGCCAUGGCUGCUUUGAGAUCACUGGUUCUCAGCCAGGGUGGGUCUGCCCCACCCCACCUCCCAGGGGCGUGUCUUACAGAAUCUUGGGGAUAUGGGUUCUAGCAUAGCAGCAUUGAGUAGGGCCACAGGUCAGUUUAUUCAACUGCAGGAUAGCUUUCUGCAGCAAAUGGAGCAUGCUCUGCCUCCCUGCAGUGCCAUCUUCAUGUCUGAUGAGGCGUCCAUCCUGCAUUCUGCUCAAUGGUUCCCUCCCAGGCUCCUUAGCUCGGCCUUGCACUGUGCUGUUGUCGGUAUGCUCAGUAGAGUCAAAGAGCAGUCCUUCCAUUUCUCGCCUGUUUCCUCCCAUGACCUCCUUCUGACUUAAAUACCACUUAGACACGGUGACUCCCAAGUCCCCUGCAGGUCACUCUCUAGAUGAUUAUGAGGUCCAGUGGCAUACAUCAUCACAUCUCCUCUUAUGUAAGCCCCUCAUUCAAAUUUAAAUGGCUCCCAGUGUCCAGUUCUCACUUGCUCCUGCCUGUCAUCACCAAACAGCUUCUCCUGGAGUCCUCUCCACACUUUAAAAGAGAGUAAGUCUGUCCUUAGGUGGGGCAGCCUGGAAACUCCUUGAGUGUCACACCAUAUCCAAACCACUGGUAACUCCUGUCAGCCUUACUUUCACUGACUCCUGCUCUCUGCAUCCACUGCUACUAUCCUGGUCUGACAAGCCGAGACUUCCCACCAGAAAGCUCUGCCUAUCUUCUCGCCAGCCUGCUUCCACAUCAGGUCAUUCUGCUCAGUGCCUCCAGUGACCACUCACUCAUCUCAGAACAGAGGCAGCUCACCUGCUUCACAUUACCAUGUGCCAGCGUGGUCUGAUCCAUGGUCUUCUCUUCCUACCCAGCUCCGCCUUCUGUCUAGGCACAGUGGCCCUGCCGGCCGCUGCUCAGGCUCAGCAGCCUCUUCUUGGAGCCUUUAUAGUAACGGGCCUUCUAUCUGACAGUCCUUCUCAGGAUGCAUACGCCUUGACUUCAAGUUUCUGCUCUAGUGUCAGCUACCGUCCUGAAUGAGGUUCCUAACCAUCCUGAGUCAAACAGAAGAAUCACACCCAGGAGGAUGCAUCCCCUGCCCCGGCUUCAUCACCAGCUGCCGGGUGAUGUUUUGUCUUACAUCUGCUGUACCGGACUCUGAGCUCCGUGAGGGCAGGGAGCUGACAUUCAGUAACUGUAUUAUCCCCAUGCAGGUCAGACUUUGGCUCACAACAAAUAGUAUGUUGAAUGAAUAAAAAUUAAAGUUGGUA